Molecule: messenger RNA, 2124 nt
Organism: Magallana angulata
Lineage: Eukaryota; Metazoa; Mollusca; Bivalvia; Ostreida; Ostreidae
Product: pre-mRNA-processing factor 19-like
Exons: 17
Coding region: 45-1574 (509 amino acids)
Biological process (GO): mRNA splicing, via spliceosome; protein ubiquitination; DNA repair
Cellular component (GO): U2-type catalytic step 1 spliceosome; cytoplasm; Prp19 complex
Molecular function (GO): ubiquitin protein ligase activity; protein binding
Source: RefSeq, a predicted model, not a curated record
CUGCAUUCUAAAUUCUAGUAAUAUAAUCACGUGACUCAAUCAAAAUGGCGCUGUGCUGUGCAAUUAGUAAUGAGGUGCCUGAACAGCCAGUCAUUUCUCCUGUGUCUGGGCACAUUUAUGAGAGGCGCCUUAUUGAGAAGUACAUCAAAGAAAAUGGGUCCGAUCCCAUGAAUGGGGAGAAACUAGGAAUAGAAAUGCUGGUAGAUGUUAAAGCUUCAGCACUUGUAAAACCUAGACCUCCUUCUGCUACAAGUAUACCAGCAAUACUCAAAUCAUUACAAGAUGAAUGGGAUGCUGUGAUGUUACACAGUUUUACGUUGAGGCAGCAACUUCAAACGGCCAGACAAGAACUUUCCCAUGCCCUAUAUCAGCACGAUGCUGCUUGCCGUGUGAUCGCUCGUCUCACCAAAGAAGUCACAGCUGCUAGAGAAGCUUUGGCCACCCUCAAACCCCAGGCAGGAAUAACAGCUGGAGCUUACAUUGCUCCUGCCCCACAACCAACUUAUGGAGCAGAAGCUGGGCCUGAAUCUGCUAUUCAACCCAUGGAGGAAACAGGCAUGAGUGAGGAAGUGCUGCAAAAAUUGCAAGACAAAGCCACACUUCUUACAGCCGAAAGGAAAAAGAGAGGUAAAACUGUACCAGAGGGACUGGCAACAACAGAGGAUAUCAAAUCAUUCAAGCAGCUGGCCUCUCACACAGGCCUGCACAGUGCCAGUGUUCCUGGAAUAUUGGCUUUGGACAUCUGCUUGAAGGACACUUCCAAGAUUGUUACAGGUGGUAAUGACAAGAAUGCAGUUGUUUUCAACAAGGACACUGAGCAGGUCAUGGCCAUUCUGAAAGGUCACUCAAAGAAGGUCACCAGUGUCAUUUAUCAUCCAGAAGAUGAGAUAGUGUUCACUGCAUCCCCUGACGCAACCAUCCGUGUGUGGGGUGUGGAGACAGCUCAGUGUGGUCAGGUGAUCAGAGCUCACGAUGCCCCCGUCACUGGAAUCAGUCUCCACGCCACUGGGGACUACCUGCUUAGCUCUUCUACAGAUAUGCAUUGGGCCUUUUCUGACAUUCGACAAGGACGCGUUUUGACCAAAGUUAGCGAUCCAUCAUCUCAGCAUGCUCUCACCUGUGCCCAGUUUCACCCUGAUGGUCUUAUUUUUGGCACUGGUACCGAGGACUCCAUGAUCAAGAUUUGGGAUUUGAAGGGAAGGCUGAAUGUGGCCAACUUCCCCGGCCACCAGGGACCCAUCACUAGCAUUGCUUUCUCAGAAAAUGGUUACUACUUGGCUACUUCCGCUGAAGAUUCUGUCGUCAAAUUGUGGGAUUUGAGAAAACUUAAAAAUUUCAAGACACUUCAACUUACAGACAAAUAUGAGGUGAGGUCCCUUGCCUUUGACCAGAGUGGAACAUACUUGAGUGUUGCUGGAUCAGAUGUCAGGGUUUACCUGUGCAAGCAGUGGCAGGAGUUGAUUUCAUUCAACGACCACACCGCCAUGGCCACAGGAGUCAGGUUUGGACACAACGCAACAUUUGUGGCUUCAGGAAGCAUGGAUAGAUCUGUCAAAUUCUUUGGAAUACAAUGAAACUUGAGGGGCAUCUAAGAAAAAACUAAGGAAAAUGUAAAAGAUAAAGCUACUUACUGUUUGGACUUUCGACUUGAUCCUUUGUCAACACAGGGAUUUGUUUACUGCAUUUUUAUCAUGGGAAAAUUAUGAAAUUCAGUUAUUGUACAGUUUUAUAUUUUCAGCCUUCAAAGAUUUUUGCAGAAAAAAAUGGAUUAAAUCAAAUUAUGAUAUGUAUUAGAAAUAAUUUGUUGGAUUUAAACCUGUGUGCAUUGUUCAUUCACAAUUUCCAAUCACUUCAUUUUUUAUUUUUUGGGGGGUAAAAGUUGUCAACAAUUAUGUAGGAAUUUAUGAUAAGGACACUUUCUUGCUUUUAGUACUUUUUGUGACUUUUGUAUUAUAUACAUGUAAGAAUAUUUGUGUUUAACAUUAGAAUCAUAUGCCAUUUGAUGACAGUAUUGCCAUUAGUUGAAUUCAUGUCAUAAACAUAAAGCAGAUAUACUGUCAGAUGACAUAACAGCAUGUAUCUGUUUGAAUUUUAUCUAGUUGAUUAAAUGAAGGAAUAAAUGUA